This is a messenger RNA of Knipowitschia caucasica, 1152 nucleotides long. NCBI's taxonomy places the organism in Eukaryota, Metazoa, Chordata, Actinopteri, Gobiiformes, Gobiidae. The record is from the annotation of a GenBank genome assembly.
AUGGAGGUAGAGGGAGACAGAGGGAGGCAGAGGGAGGUAGAGGGAGGAAGAGGGAGGCAGAGGGAGACAGAGGGAGGCAGAGGGAGGCAGAGGGAGACAGAGGGAGGCAGAGGGAGGCAGAGGGAGACAGAGGGAGGUAGAGGGAGACAGAGGGAGGUAGAAGGAGGCAGAGGGAGGCAGAAGGAGACAGAGGGAGGUAGAGGGAGACAGAGGGAGAGGGAGGCAGAGGGAGGCAGAGGGAGGCAGAGGGAGGCAAAGGGAGGCAGAGGGAGACAGAGGGAGGUAGAGGGAGACAGAGGGAGGCAGAGGGAGGUAGAGGGAGGAAGAGGGAGGAAGAGGGAGGCAGAGGGAGACAGAGGGAGGCAGAGGGAGGCAGAGGGAGGUAGAGGGAGGCAGAGGGAGGCAGAGGGAGGUAGAGGGAGGCAGAGGGAGACAGAGGGAGACAGUGGGAGACAGAGGGAGGCAGAGGGAGGCAGAGGGAGGCAGAGGGAGGCAAAGGGAGGCAGAGGGAGGCAGAGGGAGACAGAGGGAGGUAGAGGGAGACAGAGGGAGGUAGAGGGAGGCAGAGGGAGACAGAGGGAGACAGUGGGAGACAGAGGGAGGCAGAGGGAGGCAGAGGGAGGCAGAGGGAGGCAGAGGGAGGUAGAGGGAGACAGAGGGAGGCAGAAGGAGGCAGAGGGAGACAGAGGGAGACAGAGGGAGGUAGAGGGAGGCAGAGGGAGACAGAGGGAGGCAGAGGGAGGUAGAGGAAGACAGAGGGAGACAGAGGGAGAGGGAGACAGAGGGAGGCACAGGGAGGUAGAGGGAGGUAGAGGGAGGCAGAAGGAGGCAGAGGGAGACAGAGGGAGACAAAGGGAGGCAGAGGGAGACAGAGGGAGGCAGAGGGAGGCAGAGGGAGGCAGAGGGAGACAGAGGGAGGUAGAAGGAGGCAGAGGGAGGCAGAGGAAGACAGAGGGAGGCAGAGGGAGGCAGAGGAAGACAGAGGGAGGCAGAGGGAGGCAGAGGGAGACAGAGGGAGGCAGAGGGAGACAGAGGGAGACAGAGGGAGGUAGAGGGAGGCAGAGGGAGGCAGAGGGAGGCAGAGGGAGACAGAGGGAGGUAGAGGGAGGCAGAGGGAGGCAGAGGGAGGCAGAGGGAGGCAGAGGGAGGUAG